GUAGAUUCACGCCGGAACAAAGGAAAGCAAGAAAGAAGGAGCGACAAAUGCAGACCGACAAGGAAAGAAUCUACAUCGGAGUACACAUCACACGGUGGAACUGUCUGAAGAAGGACCUGUGUCUUACACAUCAUCACGAACUGGCAGGAUACCUACUUGACAGGUAUGAGAAGGACAAUCACACACAGGAGCUGGUUACAAGACACAAUAGACUCAGAAAUAAAACAGUGUCACAGCCCAACACUUCAUCUACGGAGCCAGUGUCACAGUCCAACACUUCAUCUACGGAGCCAGUGUCACAGCCCAACACUUCAUCUACGGAGCCAGUGUCACAGUCCAACACUUCAUCUACGGAGCCAGUGUCACAGCCCAACACUUCAUCUACGGAGCCAGUGUCACAGGCCAACACUUCAUCUACGGAGCCAGUGUCACAGUCCAACACUUCAUCUACGGAGCCAGUGUCACACCCCAACACUUCAUCUAUGGAGCCAGUGUUACACUCCGACACUUCAUAUAUGAACCCAGUGGCAGAUUCUAAACUAAGGCACAAUGGACAGACAGCUGGCCACGAGAAAUCAGAAAGACAGCAUGGCAAAGUCUCAAGUUCUGAGUGUAAGUCCCCAUCAAGUCUGAGUGUAAGUCUCCAUCAAGUUCUGAGUUUAAGUCUCAGUCAAGUUCUGAGUGUAAGUCUCAGUCAAGUUCUGAAUUGUAAGUCUCAAUCAAGUUCUGAGUGUAAGUUCCCAUCAAGUUCUGAGUGUAAGUUCCCAUCAAGUUCUGAGUGUAAGUUCCUAUCAAGUUCUGAGUGUAAGUCCCCAUCAAGUUCUUAUUUUUUAAAUGCAUUCUUUUCUACUCCAACAGUUGAUGAUUCAUUAUUAGCUUCUGAAGAACUCAGCAAUGAUGUCUCACUGCAGUUAGAAGUUGAUGAUGGGGCAGAGUCUAUUGAUGAUGAUGAGUCCGUUGAUGAUGAUUCCAGUACCAUUAGUGACCUUGACCCAGAAGGUGAAAUUGAUAUAAAAGAAGAACCGUACUCUGAGGAUUACACACCACAAAACUCUGGAUCCAUACCUCAUUCUGAUAGCAGCCCCGUCCACCAGAUAACAAGUAAAUGUAUUGAUUCAGGGGGAGAUAAUCUCUCCCACAUAAUUACAAAAGUGAAACAAGAACCUGUUGACAAUUAUUCUGAUUGUCUGGAUUCUGUGAUAACGAGUGAUACAAGUGAAAAAACCAGGGAGGUUCUAGAGACUAUAAAGACGGAACCAGAUAGUACGCCCAAGAGGAACACCAGUGGACCGAGGACUUCUAGUGCGAAACCAACUCCAGCAGUGCAUCCGUCAGUCCUUGCACAGAAUGUUCCUCAGAAUGCUGUGCUGUUUGCACACCGAAUUAUAAAGACAGUGAUACCUACUGCAAAUGUGGCCUCUUCAGCACUACCUCUAACAAUUAGCACAGGGACAGGGGGAAAUAAGAUGACUUUCCCAUUAAAGGUGGUGAGAGCUGGACAAUCUUUAUAUCUACAGCAGAAUUCCCUACCUCAGACACUGAUAAUGAAUCCCCAGAAUGGAACACUAGUCAGUCCACAGGAACUAACCUCCCAGACCCCUUCAUCUGUUCCGACGGCAGCCAACUUUACAGUGUUACCAAAUUUAGUUCAGCAUAGUUUCUUAUCAUCAAAACCUUUUAUUGUGUCACCAACCAAAAAUGUUCAGUUGCUCACUGGAGGGCAACAGGCAUCUACAGGAGGACAGCAAACUUCAGCACACCAUCCUACAAUAGAAGGACAACAGCCUACAAUAGGACUUCAGCAGGCUGCAGCUGGGAUGAUAUCUUCUGAAGACAAACUAAUGGAUAGAGAUCAAAAAGAGAAAGACAAAAAGUAUGCAGAGGGAAAUGUGCUUAAGAGGGCACUGAUGGAGAACUCUGAUGGGGCGAGCACCAGUAAAAGGUUUGCUGCUGAAAAAAAAACUCAAGAAGAGAACCAGUCCAUGACACUACAUAAUUAUGAUGCGACAUGUGAUGAUUAUCUUGAUGAGGGUGAGGAAGAUAUUCAGUCGGAUGCUGAUGAUUUUGAAAAUUUGAGCCACUCUGACAGCAGUGAAAUUGGAGAAAACAUUUCAAAAAUCCCAUCAAAGCCGACCACAAGCAAGCGCUCUCAAAGAGAGUUAAAUUUAUUUCUUCGACAGAAGGCAAACAGAUUCAAGAAAAGCACAGAUGAAGAAAUCAAGAGAUUAUUUGAGGCUCGUCAAACACCAGGGACCAAGAAAAACACCACCUGGGGUUGUAAAAUGAUUCAAGACUGGAGCAGAGAGAGACGAGGGGAGGAGAUCGAUUUUGAAACGAUUUCAGCAACUCAGCUCAACAAACUGCUGGAAAAAUUCUACUGCGAGGCCAGGCCUGAGAAAGAUGGCCAAGUUUACCAAAAAAAUACAUUAAAGAAUCUGAGAGCUGCCAUAAAUAGAAGACUGGGAGAUUUAAAGAGAAGUGUAGACAUUGUAAAAGACAAGGAAUUCAGAUCAUCCAAUGGAGUUUUAGUAGGCUUGCUGAAAGAACGUGCAAGGGAGGGCACAACAGUGUCCACGCAGCACAAAGAAAUUAUAGAAAAAUAUGAUCUGGAGAAAAUAUCCAUCUACUUUAAACAUGCGCUGCUUAACCCAGUCAUUCUUAGACAGUGUGUCUACUUUCAUCUUGCCAUCCAUUUCAUAUGUAAAGCUUCCCAGUUCCAUAAAGAGCUGAAGUUGGAUUCCUUCACAUUCCAUGCUGAUGACACUGGUGAAUAUGUAAAUCAUGAAAUUCGACAAAAAGGUGUUAGAAAUGCAGAAGUAACCAUAGAAAGGCGUAUGUACGCAACACAUAAAGAUACAUGUCCUGUAAAAAUGUUAAAAUUACUUAUUGAUAAAACAGACAACUGUGCCUCUGCACUUUUUAAUAAUUACAGAAAAGAUGCUGUGUGUCUACCGAGGAGCACUAGUAAAUGGUACAAGGAUGCCCCCCUGACGCGAAGAACUAUUACUGACUUUAUGAAAGACAUCAGUAAGGGUGCAGACCUUUCUCGUAUUUAUUCAGGACAAUGUUUAAGGGCAACUGCCAUUCAGCAUCUUACUGAUGAAGGUUUUAAUGAGGAAGACAUAAUGUCUAUGACUGGCUAUAAAAAUGGAAAAUCUCUGAAGUCCAACAGUAGGAAGCUUUCCUCGUCACAGAAGAAAAACCUUAGCUGCUCUUUAUCUAACAUUAUGAACCCAUUAACCAAAUGAAUAAAAAAUAUAUUUGAAUUCUCUCAGUCACGUGAUCGGCCACAUGAAGCUGGAUGUACUGAUUUUUAAAGCUAUCAUGCUGCCAUGCUUCUACAACAGGUCUAGCUACGGCAAGUGAAAUCCUUAACUCCGCAGAUACCAGUAUUCUUUCUUGUCCAUUUCUAUCAUGAAACAAUGCAAUCCAAAUCACAGACUUUAUAAUAACAUUAUUCCAACAUGUGUUCAAGGGACUUGGUUGAAAAAAAAAUUCUUUAUUGUUCAACUUAUAU
Messenger RNA from Saccostrea echinata, 3517 nucleotides. RefSeq lists its product as uncharacterized. The record is from RefSeq and is a predicted model, not a curated record. Gene Ontology annotation, molecular function: DNA binding. Lineage: Eukaryota; Metazoa; Mollusca; Bivalvia; Ostreida; Ostreidae. Gene Ontology annotation, biological process: DNA recombination; DNA integration. The transcript has 10 exons. Bases 48 to 3248 code for a protein of 1066 amino acids.